Molecule: messenger RNA, 1213 nt
Organism: Pelagomonas calceolata
Lineage: Eukaryota; Pelagophyceae; Pelagomonadales; Pelagomonadaceae
Source: the annotation of a GenBank genome assembly
ACCCAACCCAGCGCAGACUUUUAACGAGCUGCCAGCCCAUUGAUACAUUCUAUAGCCCGAGAAAAAUCAAACCAAAAGAAGUCUCGUUGCAUGCGAAACUUGGCACAAGCUAAGAUGGCUGCAAAACCGACCACCAUGGACCGCUGGGUCCUGACGCAGAGACCGCAAGGCAAGUUCGACGCGUCGCGGGACGUCGCGAAGCGGACGGAGCCCAUCCCGGAACUCAAAAAAGACGACGUUCUCGUCGAAGUAGAAAUGCUGUCGGUCGACGCGUUCGUGCGGACGAUGCUCGACGAGCAGGCGUACCACGGCCGCGUCGAGAUUGGCGGCGCGUUGCCAGCGCUGGGCUACGGAACCGUCGUCGGAGCGGGCGCCGACGCUCAAUCACACAUCGGCAAGCGCGUCCUCGGCAUGGUCACCGCGUCGUCGCACGCCGUGGGACCGAUGAGCAUGAGCGAAGGCGGGUUCACGCAAGUGUUGAGCAUCCCGGGCGUGCCCCAGCGCCUGAGCCUGAGUCUGCUCUCGUUCGCGACGGGGCUGGCCGCCUACGUCGGUUGCUUCAAGGUCCUCAAGCCUCCUCGCGCUGGUGAGACGGCGGUGGUCUCGGCGGCGGCCGGCGGCGUCGGUUCGAUCGCCGUUCAGCUCCUGAAGACGACGGGCUGCCGCGUCGUCGGCGUCGCCGGCGGCCCCGUCAAGUGCGAGUUUCUCAAAAAGCUGGGCUGCGAUGCGGCCGUCGACUACAAGGCGGGCUCGUUCCUCGGGGACCUCGACGUCGCCUGCCCCGACGGCGUCAAUUUCUUCUUCGAUAAUGCGGGCGGUAGCACCCUGGACGCGGUACUCGAUAGUUUGGCGCUCCACAGCCGCGUGGUCAUCUGCGGCGCGGCGUCCCAGUACUCCGGGAACCUGAACGCGGGUCGCGACGCGAAGGGCCGCGGCGGCGACGUCCAGGGCCCGAAGACGUAUUUAAAAUUAGCGGAGCGCUCGUCGACGAUGGCAGGCUUCAACGUGAUGCACUACAUGACAUCUCUGCCCGGCGCCAUCGCCAAUUUGUGCUGGAUGCACUGGCGGGGAAAAGUAGUCGUCCACGAGCAGGUCGAGGCCGGUCUGGACAGCUUUCCGGCAGCGCUCGAGAAGAUGUUCUCCGGCGGGCACUGCGGCAAGAUGCUCGUCGACCUGUCUAAGAAGUCCUAAUUGUAUGCACACACACAUUGCC